This is a messenger RNA of Spathaspora passalidarum NRRL Y-27907, 1871 nucleotides long. RefSeq lists its product as uncharacterized. Gene Ontology annotation, molecular function: RNA binding. NCBI's taxonomy places the organism in Eukaryota, Fungi, Ascomycota, Pichiomycetes, Serinales, Debaryomycetaceae. The record is from RefSeq and is a predicted model, not a curated record. The coding region runs from base 960 to 1847 and encodes 295 amino acids. The transcript has a single exon.
AAGCACAAACGCAAGAACCUCAAUUGAUAAAAUCUAUAAAUGAAUGCUUGUUCAACGAAGUGUGCUCCGGGUUGAACUACUGCAACUUCCCUGUUCUUUUAAAGGUCGCGUUUGAAAAAUCAGAACAACGGCAAGAGAUUCAAGAGAUUUUGGAUGAAUUCAAAACCUUGACUAUUGACUUGCAAGAUAAACUAUACACUAUUGGAAUUAGCCAAUCCAAGCCGGAGUUUGAACAGUUGCUUUAUAAAUUGUACAAACAACACAUUGAAUAUGAUUUGGACUAUUCGAAAUUUGUGUCCCACCCCGGGAUUUUAUUUAUUAAAAAUAUGUCGAGCUGCUUGAUGUUUGAUGAAGGAGUUGAUUCACUUACCAUUGCCAGUGGGUCACCUGAGGCUGCCAAGAACAAGUUGUUUGACUUUUUGAUGGAAAACUGUCAUUUCAAGAGUGUCAAGGAGGUCAGGAUAUUCAACCAAGAUAAUGGCCAGAACUCGUUUGCUAUUGUCAAGUUUGAUAAUUAUUUAGAUGUGGAUAUCUUGAUUGAGGACUUCAACAAGCACACCCCCAACCCAUUCAAUACCAAUCCUACCGUUCCGAUGUUUUUGAAUAGGUACCUUAAUCGAAGAGAACGGUUCACUCCUAACAACUCGUUGGUGCAGCAUAAUAUUAAUACCAAUGCCAACACUACCAACUGCAUAAAGUCUUUGAAUCAAGAGAAUUUCAAUUUGAUUGUCGUGGAAAACUUGUCAAACUUUCUUCCUGCAACUUUCUCCAGCGUUGAAUUUUACCAAUUGAUUUCCAAGUUUAAAUGCUUUGGCAAUGUGAUUGAAAUGAUUUACUUUCCAAUCAUGGAUUGUUGCAAGGAUAAAUGGUUAAAGGAGGAAAACUUUGCCAACAAGGAGGAAAUCCAAUUGAAGUGCUUUGACUAUGGGUUCAUCAAGUUUAAAACCAAUCCAAACAUUAUGGACAAUACCCUUCGGAUAUUGUAUUAUUUGAAUAAGUUAACCUGGGAUGAGUUUAUCAAGUUUGAUACCUACAAUCUUAGUCCUUUGUCAAAGGAUGAAGAUGAAGAAGACCAAGAAAUUAAAGGUAAAGGCAACACUGUCCUGAUUACUAUUGCUCAACACAAGCAUAACCAUUAUUUAUACACCAAUGCCAAUAACUUUUACUUAUCCAUGGGCAAGAACUCUAUGGUUUCCAUCAGCUACCCUAACCCAAUGUAUGUCUUGACCCAGUAUGCUAGAAAUUUGAAUUACCAAGAAACAAAUAUUUACGUGAAUAACUUACCCGUUGUAUUCAACAACGAUGAUGAAGUAUGGGAACAAUUUUGGAAACAAUUUGGUGACAUUAAAUCAGCCAAGAUUAUAAAACCCCAAUUUUACCAUCACGAAGAAGAGAAUGCUAGUAAGUCAGGAAAAAUUGGGUUUAUCUUUUACAAGACGUUUAAACAAGCCAUCCGAGCAGUAUUAUUGACCAACAAUCGAGUUGUGAAUAUCGACAAGUUUAACCCAAUUUUAAUUCAAUCUUCAUUUGCUAUUCAAAAGUCAAAAUCAGCCAGUGGUAAAGCCAGCGAUGUCACCAUGUUGCCUAACCCAACUCCACUCAUGAUGCAAAAUUACGCCUUGCCUAAACAUCCACAACAACGUCAAAACAGUGCUCCAGGUGUACCAACCCAACUGCUGACCGCUUCUAAUGCUGCGUCGGCUAACACUAGUAUUCCUCGUCGUCAUUCUCAACCACCACUGCAACAGAGUUCUGAAUAUUACAAUUCAUACGCAGCCUACCAACAGAUGAUGCCUUAUGCUUACUAUGGUUACCCCAACCCAUACAUGGUUUGUCCACCAUACUAGGCUUGUUUUCUGCCCACCCCCCCC